AUGGCUUUACUUCCGUCCUGCCUUCUCUCCUCAGCCGCCCUUCCCUCUCGCCUGCUACCCAGCGUAAUCGAAAUCCAAGAGUCCUGUUUCUCCCUCGUCUAUAACGCGUACGGCCUGCGCCUCGACCAAUUCCACGUCGACAAUCUCACGCUCGUCUCCUGCUGGGUCCCCGCUUCUCGCGGCGACAAGCCCGCCGCAUCACCCGCCGUCCCUUCUGCCGCAAUUCCCGCAAAACCUCCUCUGUUGCUCCUCCACGGCUUCGGCGCGUCGUCGUUAAACCACUGGAUUAAUCAGCUCGCCGCGUUUUCCCGCCAUUUCGACCUCUACAUCCCCGACCUGCUGUUCUUCCGUGGCUCGUACUCCCGCGACGAGCGGCGCGACGAGCGGCUCCAGGCGGAAGCGAUGAUCGCGCUGAUGGACCGGCUGGGCAUCCAACGGUGCGCCGUGGUCGGCCUAGUGCUGGGAGGGGCGGGGCUCAUGCUGACGCAGGGCGAGGUGCAGGGGGUGCUGCAGCACUGGCAUGCCAAGACUCCCCCGGACCUAUUCCUUCCCACCGAGCCUAGCGGCCUGCUUCGGCUGAUCAGGCUCGGGAACAACGAGGCGCCGUACCUCCCGGAUUGGCUGCUGCAGGACGCCUUGGAGGUGUUGUUUGAGAACAGGGAGGAGAAGGCGGGUCUGCUGGAGGCAUCGUUGGGAGAAGCACAGGCCAACGCACAGCACCCAGAGGGCAUCGCUGUGCCAUCAAUGGUAGGUGCUGAGUGGUGCAAUGCGGUCCUGUGCUGGGUGUGUGAGAACAGGGAGGAGAAGGCGGGUCUGCUGGAGGCAUCGUUGGGAGAAGCACAGGCCAACGCACAGCACCCAGAGGGCAUCGCUGUGCCAUCAAUGGUAGGUGCUGAGUGGUGCAAUGCGGUCCUGUGCUGGGUGUGUGAGAACAGGGAGGAGAAGGCGGGUCUGCUGGAGGCAUCGUUGGGAGAAGCACAGGCCAACGCACAGCACCCAGAGGGCAUCGCUGUGCCAUCAAUGGUAGGUGCUGAGUGGUGCAAUGCGGUCCUGUGCUGGGUGUGUGAGAACAGGGAGGAGAAGGCGGGUCUGCUGGAGGCAUCGUUGGGAGAAGCACAGGCCAACGCACAGCACCCAGAGGGCAUCGCUGUGCCAUCAAUGGUAGGUGCUGAGUGGUGCAAUGCGGUCCUGUGCUGGGUGUUUGAGAACAGGGCGGAAAAGGCGGGUCUGCUGGAGGCGUCGUUGAGAGAAGCACAGACCAACGCAGAACACCCGGGGGGCAUUGCUGUGCCAUCAAUGAACAGGGCGGAGAAGGCGGGUCUGCUGGAGGCGUCGUUGAGAGAAGCACAGACCAACGCAGAACACCCGGGGGGCAUUGCUGUGCCAUCAAUGAACAGGGCGGAGAAGGCGGGUCUGCUGGAGGCGUCGUUGAGAGAAGCACAGACCAACGCAGAACACCCGGGGGGCAUUGCUGUGCCAUCAAUGAACAGGGCGGAGAAGGCGGGUCUGCUGGAGGCGUCGUUGAGAGAAGCACAGACCAACGCAGAACACUCGGGGGGCAUUGCUGCGCCAUCAAUGAACAGGGCGGAGAAGGCGGGUCUGCUGGAGGCGUCGUUGAGAGAAGCACAGACCAACGCAGAACAACCGGGGGGCAUUGCUGCGCCAUCAAUGAACAGGGCGGAGAAGGCGGGUCUGCUGGAGGCGUCGUUGAGAGAAGCACAGACCAACGCAGAACACCCGGGGGGCAUUGCUGUGCCAUCAAUGAACAGGGCGGAGAAGGCGGGUCUGCUGGAGGCGUCGUUGAGAGAAGCACAGACCAACGCAGAACACCCGGGGGGCAUUGCUGCGCCAUCAAUGGGCGGAGAAGGCGGGUCUGCUGGAGGCGUCGUUGAGAGAAGCACAGGCCAACGCAGAACACCGAGAGGGCAUCGCUGUGCCAUAAAUGGCAUGCAGUCAUGCACGCGUGCACACACGCACACAGAUGAGUAUGCACACGCAACGCAACAGUUAAACGCAAACACACAACCUGGUUACGUAGCUGCCCCCGCUCCAGCUUUCCCCCUCCCCACCUUCCACCCCUCUCCACCUUCCCCCCUCUCUACUUUCCCCCCUCUCCACCGCCCCCCCUCUCCACCUUUACCUCUCGUCAUUGCUCACAUUAACCUCUCCCUUCCCUUCUCUCGUCUCCCCAACUUCCCCCUCUUCACCUUCACCCCUUCCCAUUGCUCAUAUACAAUUUUCCCUUACUCCAUUUUCCCAUCUCCCUCUUUCUCCCACUCAGGCACUUUGGGGGUGAGGACUCCCUCCUCCCUCUUCCUCUCUCCUCCUCUCCACCUCUCCACCCUUUUACCUCUCCUCCCCUCUCUCUCAAUCGACUUACGCAUUCCCAUGCGAUCUCGCGCGUUGAUCCUAAGCCGUUUCAACCGUUUCCCAUGCUCCUUCAACCCCCUCCUAUGCUCCUUCAACCCCCUCCUAUGCUCCUUCAACCCCUUCCCAUGCUCCUUCAACCCCUUCCCAUGCUCCUUCAACCCCUUCCCAUGCUCCUUCAACCCCUUCCCAUGCUCCUUCAACCCCUUCCCAUGCUCCUUCAACCCCGUCCCAUGCUCCCUCAACCCCGUCCCAUGCUCCUUCAACCCCGUCCCAUGCUCCCUCAACCCCGUCCCAUGCUCCUUCAACCCCGUCCCAUGCUCCUUCAACCCCGUCCCAUGCUCCUUCAACCCCGUCCCAUGCUCCUUCAACCCCUUCCCAUGCCCAUCCUGCCAGGCACAUAAAGCAGCACAGUUCAACAGAGCCGUCCUCUCUUUCCUCACCACCCAGCACCAAUGA
Molecule: messenger RNA, 2826 nt
Organism: Closterium sp. Naga37s-1
Lineage: Eukaryota; Viridiplantae; Streptophyta; Zygnematophyceae; Desmidiales; Closteriaceae
Source: the annotation of a GenBank genome assembly